AGGAAGGACGCGGGCCCUCCGCCUCCCCCGGGUCCUGAGUGGGCGCCAGGAGCCGGGAACUGGCCGUGGUGCUGAGCGCGCAGCUCUGUAUCGGGCGCGGCUCCCAGACCUGCCAAGACCGCAUACCGUGACACUCCCGGCCUCAGCGCAGCGGAGACACUGCAGAAUGGAGCUGAAGAGAGGAAAGACCUUCAUCAAAUCUAGCCUGCAGAUUGACCAUGAGAAACCUCCAGACCCAGCAGCGACUGCCCUGACCACAGAGGAUGCAAUCUCACUGGGAGGGCAGCAGCUGCCCCACAGUGAGAGGGGGCCCCAGGUUAGUCCCAGCACCCAAGGAUACGACAGAUGCCUUGAUCGGGAAGCCCAGCCAGACACCAAUGGAGGGCCUGCAGCUCUCUGUGGGGCCACCUUCAAACUGGUUCGGAAGAGCAAGAAUCACGACAGUGUGCCGAGGGCUGACAGGGCAGCCACAGCUACAGGGCAGCUGGUCGGGAGCGCAAGUUUCCCAGGGACCCCCAGCAGCCAGCGCAUGAUUGACUACCGCCACUUUGUGCCCCAGAUGCCCUUCGUACCAGCUGUGGCCAAGAGCAUCCCAAGGAAGAGGAUUUCCCUGAAACGACCCAAGAAGUGCUUUCGUAACCUAUUCCACAUCCGCAGAAACAAGGCUGAGAAUUUGCCCUCACAGGCAACCAAGGGACAGGGCUUGUCUUCUCCCAAGGGCCCAUCAGAGACUGGAGGGCAGCAAGGCAUAGCCUUCCUCCCCUUGGGCGAGGAACUGGGACUGGAUGGCCAGUGCCAGGACCUGUCUGACAGUGAGUUCCUGCCCGAUUCUUCCUUUGACCUCUGCAGGGCCCUGUGUGAGGACGUGGCCUCACUGAAGAGCUUUGACUCACUCACAGGCUGUGGGGAGAUCUUUGCAGAUGAGAGCUCAGUGCCAUCCCUGGAGCUGAACGAGGGCCUGGUGAGCCCUGCCCAGAGAUCACAGGCUUCUGACAGCAAGGCUUCCAGGGGCCCCUUCCAAGGCAGCAUAGAGCAGCUGGCAUCGCCUGCCCAGAAUGAGAUGUCUGACUUUGCCAAGUUCUGGGACCAUGUGAAUCACUCAGUGAGGCAGCAGCAGCAUGUCCUGCUAGGCCCGUGGCUGGGAGGCCCCCAGGCAUCAGACACAGACCAGCCCAGGCCAGAUGCAGCUAGGCUGGCUGAGCUCCCCCUGUGCCCAUGCAGGGAUCCCCACAGCAGCUCCAAAGCCAGCUCCACAGACACAGGGACCCCCAAGAGUGAGCGGCCGGAGUCUGUGUCCACGAGCGAUGAGGGCUACUAUGACGCCUUCUCACCAGGCCUCGAGGAGGACAAGAAGGAGGCCCCGAGCCCAGGCACAGCCACAGCCACCUUCCCCCGGGACAGCUACAGUGGAGACGCCCUCUAUGAGCUCUUCUAUGACCCUGCUGAGGGCCCUGGGAGUCCGAGCCUGGAUGACGACUUGUGCGGGUCUGAGAGCCUAUCGGGGCCUGCAGCGGGAGCCCCGUUGUCCAUGUGCAGCUUCCAUGUCGGUGCAGAGGAGAACCUGGCUCCUGUUCCAGGCCCAGACCUACUCAGCCAGGGCUUCUUGCAGAGCUCUUGGAGGGGCAAAGAGUGCCUGCUGAAGCUCUGCGACACCGAGCUUGCCAUCACCAUGGGCAUUAUCAACUGGCUCCGCCGGGGUCCGGAGCUCCGUGCCUUGCCUGCCUCCGCUCUCAGAGAGCCGGCAACUCCCUCAGGAAGACUGGUGGAGAAACCAGGAGCUGGCUCUGAGAAGAUGGGCCUAGGUCCAGUGAAACUGGAUGGCAGGGGGACCCAGGCUUUAGAUGCAGGUAGAAUCUCUAUGAGCUCUGUACCCAGCAGGAAGGAGCUGUGGGCAUGUUCAGGUCCCAAGGGCCUGCUUGCUGGAGUGAGCAAGGUCCUAGCUGGGGCCAAGCAGGAGACCAAGUCUUCAUCCUGUGACCCCUGUCUGGAGUGUGUGCCGGUCUCUGGGGAACGGGGGACACAAGGCCACCCUGAAGGCUCGUUCUCCCCUGUAGGGUCUGCAGCCGCCAUGGUAACCAGCACAUCCAGGAAGAACAAGGUCCCACACCCAUCUGUUUGGCCUGGCUCCCAGGAGCCCAGGCUGCCUAGGAACCUCGGGUGUUUCCAAGGUCCCUGGAGGCCAGGUGCUGGGGGAAGCACCAUGGAUUCAAAACUCACCCUGACAGGCUGUGUGGCCCAGGUGGAAGCCCUACAGAUCAACCCAGACUGCCAGUCCCUUGCUGCUCAGCCCCCAAGACAAAACACAGGUAAUGGGCUCUGCGGGAAGCGUCAGGCCAGGGACCCUGACAUUCUGCAACAGGAACAGCCUAAUGGCUUCCCUAACCUGGCUGCCAUCUGUGGCCUGCCCUCCCUGGCCAACCCACUCCACAUCCCACAGGACCAGAGAUGCCCAGGCAGCAUUCUGGACCUGAGUCAGCUCAGGGAGGAGCCUGCCAUGCUGAAUGUCCAGGCCCGUGUCUCUGUGGAGGACCGGCCCCUGCAGCCCAGCUCAAGGGCUAUGGAGCAGGCUGCACAGAGGGGCCAGCUGGACUUGUAGUGUGCCUCUGCCUGGGAUCACUUGCCAGGAAUUCUGGCCCUCACUUCCAACAGUUAGUGAGAGGGGGCCCCCUUCUGCAAGUGCCCAGAAAACCACUGCAGCUUUUCGGAUCACAAGGGAUUCUCUGCAACCAGCAGGAAGUAGGGGCUACCAGGACAGCACAACCGAGCCCCAGCUUUGGAACAGUUUUGCAUCCUUGGGAUCACAUUCAGGAGAGUCUAAGACCCAAAUCUCCAUCCUUUGUUCCUGAUGUGAGGACUGGAGGACUGUACUGGGGGGAAGGGAGUGUCAGUAUUCAGACAGGCAGACUGGGGCAUUUUAACAUGGGGGCAUCUGUGCCUAAAUCCAACAGCUCUGCCAGAAGAGGUCCUGGGAAGCCCAGGGCCAAGGACAACUGCAAAGCUGCCAGCGCCCUCAAAAUGUUCCUCACCGAUUUCCUCACACACUCACACAAAUGAACAGUCUAAACCCAGGUGUCUAAACAUACCCUCGGCCACUUACCAUACAGUAUGUUGGAGAAAGGAACUCGGGCUUGAAACUUUCGGGAAUGGAAACAGUACAUAUUGUAAAGGGCACAUAUUGUGUUGAUAAGUCUGCGCAAGAAUUGAGAGUAAUAAAUGUGAGUGAGGAAUCUGAGACUUGGGUAGAAGCUUGAGACUAGGGGUUAGCUCAGUAGUGUCUAGUCACCCCACCUCCAGAAUGAGCAGCCAUAACCUAUGGCUGAAGGGCUGAAGGCCCCUGAAGGGCUAAGGGAAUCAGAAGCAGGACCAGCCAUCUUAGCAAGAGCCUUGAACCAGCGGAUGCCAUGCAUUCUCGUGCAACUUUGCCAGGGCUGGCCAGACCCUGGAGACCCUGAACAACGGGUGUUCCCUGUCACAAAACAUCCCACACAAACAAUGGUUUCCCCCCAUUUGCACACUCUAACAGAUCUGUGGGUGGCAAGACGCUCUUGGGGAAGAAGCUGUCUGAUUCUCCACACUGCCAUUUUCACCCUCCAUACUGCCAGCAUCCUAGCUGCCUCUUGCAGUAAGGCUCAUUUUUGAAUGAAGCUGUAUCCCCCAACCCCUCAAAAAAAAUCACAACAUUUGCAGAGCACCGAACAUUCAGAAUCACAAAAGGAAAGGUGGCUUGUGUCUCAGGAAGGGCAGGUGUCUGUCUGGCCAGCCUCAGGGCAGCAGACCAACAGCAAGCUCCUUGACAGGGUCCUCCGAUUAGAUCCUGCCUCAGGUGCCCUGUUUUGUUGAGUUGCCAGGCCGGGAGAGGGGGGAGUAUGCUACAGGCAGCUAUAGAGCUGUUUCUUGAAGAGGUGCCAUGGGCCCAGUGAUGAGGGAGGGAUUCCAGACAGAGAGAUGCCGUCUGACCACAGGCUGGGCCCACUCCUGAUUGUCCUAGGUGUUGUUUUCAGGCUGGAACAUGCUCCGCGGCUCUCAUUAAUAAUUCCCUGGGGCCUGCUAUGGGCGGAUGAGGGCAGCAAAUGGGAGGCUCAAAGGGGCAUGACAAGUCUCCUGACCAGGCCCAUUGAGACAGGACACACGGAAGGCCAGGGCUCGCCUUCCUGGGAAGCCACACUUGACCCUUCCUCCUAGGACUGUCACAAGUGACAGUUUUUGGGGCCUUGAC
Capra hircus (goat) is the source of this 4216-nucleotide messenger RNA. RefSeq names its product APC membrane recruitment protein 3 (gene AMER3). Gene Ontology annotation, molecular function: phosphatidylinositol-4,5-bisphosphate binding; beta-catenin binding. The transcript is spliced from 2 exons. Gene Ontology annotation, cellular component: plasma membrane. Bases 167 to 2596 code for a protein of 809 amino acids. Lineage: Eukaryota; Metazoa; Chordata; Mammalia; Artiodactyla; Bovidae. Gene Ontology annotation, biological process: regulation of canonical Wnt signaling pathway. The record is from RefSeq and is a predicted model, not a curated record.